Molecule: messenger RNA, 1333 nt
Organism: Thunnus maccoyii (southern bluefin tuna)
Lineage: Eukaryota; Metazoa; Chordata; Actinopteri; Scombriformes; Scombridae
Gene: thg1l
Product: tRNA-histidine guanylyltransferase 1-like
Exons: 8
Coding region: 146-1045 (299 amino acids)
Biological process (GO): tRNA modification
Molecular function (GO): magnesium ion binding; tRNA guanylyltransferase activity
Source: RefSeq, a predicted model, not a curated record
UCUGUUUUAUCUGCGUCAUCGCCCCCAGUUGUACUGGCUGAGUCCGGCUCAUGCUGCGGUACUGAAGUGGUUGCAGGUUUCCAAAAAGCAACUAUGCUGGUUACUAAGGACUAACAUCACACAUGGCAUCCAAGUGAGCUCCCUCAUGCUGGUUGGAAAGGUCUUCAGUAUUCGUGGAGGUGUCGGUUCUUGCAUCGUCAGACCCUUGGCUCGUCUGUUUACCUGCCCCAGUAACAUGGCCAAGAGCAAGUUUGAGUAUGUCCGCAACUUUGAAACUGAUGACACCUGUCUAAGAAACUGCUACAUUGUUGUGAGGCUGGAUGGGCGCAACUUCCACAAGUUUGCAGAGCAGCACAAGUUCACAAAACCCAAUGACGACAGAGCCCUGGGACUGAUGAGCCGCAGUGCGCACUCAGUCAUGGAGGAACUAGAGGAUAUUGUCAUUGCUUACGGUCAAAGUGAUGAAUUCAGUUUUGUUUUCAAGAGGACGUCCACCUGGUUCAAGAGGAGAGCCAGUAAGCUCAUGACUCAUGUGGCGUCCCAGUUCUCCUCUUCAUAUGUGUUUUACUGGAAGGAGUUUUUCGGGGAGCAGCCCCUCCUCUACCCCCCUGGCUUUGAUGGACGGGUGGUCCUGUAUCCUAGCAACCGCAACCUCAAAGACUACCUCAGCUGGAGGCAAGCAGACUGUCACAUAAAUAAUAUGUACAACACAGUGUUUUGGACUUUAGUACAGAGAGGAGGACUCACUACAGUCCAGGCAGAGGAUCGCUUAAAGGGAACACUAGCUGCGGACAAAAACGAGAUCCUGUUCUCAGAGUUUGACAUCAACUACAACAAUGAAUCUUCCCUUCACAGGAAAGGCACCACUCUCAUCUGGGAAAAACGAGACGAAACCGUCACUAAACGCUUAAAACUACCAAAUGAAGAGGAGAAGGACGUGCAUGUGACACGCAGCAGGAGGAGGGUGCAGGCAUAUCACUGCGACAUUAUAGGAGAACAAUUCUGGGAGGAACACCCAGACAUCCUUGAGGACGACAACAGCUAACAGUUCCUCCCCUGCGGUAGGAGAUUUAAUACUGAACUGAGUCUGGCUGGAACCAUUAACGUGGACCCAUUCAAGCAGUGACUCUAGAUGGACAGACACAGCUUGAUACUGGCUGAUGUAGAUGAUGUUACCCAGGACGCUUAAUACCCUUGAAACCUUUGUCUGUUUUCUGAGAUUGAAGCCUUUGAUGAUUGACUUUGUAUCAUUGCUCUUUCACAGCUGGAACAUAUACUCUCUUCAUGUAUUAAACUUCUAUCAUAAUCUUCCUUUAAAGUGGGAAGUUUUCUG